CGGUCAUUCAUUCACUCACACUCGUCAAACAGGGAAGUUUGUGCGGUGAUGUUCAUGUUUCUGAAAUUUAUUUAUUAGUCGAAAUAACCAAUAAUUUGUGUGAAUUUCGAAGUUUAAUUGAUACUUAAUACUUAGAAAUGGCGAUGCAACCACACAGCAAGAAGAGAGUGUGCUAUUAUUAUGAUAGUGAUAUUGGAAACUAUUAUUAUGGACAGGGACAUCCGAUGAAACCUCACCGUAUACGUAUGACUCACAACUUGCUACUUAAUUAUGGGUUAUACAGAAAAAUGGAAAUAUAUAGACCCCACAAAGCUACAGCUGAUGAGAUGACAAAGUUCCACUCAGAUGACUACAUUCGCUUCCUGCGCUCAAUCAGACCUGACAACAUGUCCGAGUACAACAAACAGAUGCAAAGAUUCAAUGUGGGUGAAGAUUGUCCAGUGUUUGAUGGUCUCUAUGAGUUCUGCCAGCUGUCUGCUGGGGGCUCAGUGGCUGCUGCAGUAAAACUUAAUAAACAGGCUUCCGAAAUCUGCAUCAACUGGGGUGGAGGUCUUCAUCAUGCCAAGAAAUCAGAAGCAUCUGGUUUCUGUUACGUGAAUGACAUAGUGUUGGGCAUUCUUGAGCUGCUCAAAUACCACCAGAGAGUACUGUACAUUGACAUCGAUGUUCACCAUGGAGAUGGAGUGGAAGAGGCUUUCUAUACCACAGACAGAGUCAUGACAGUGUCAUUCCACAAAUAUGGAGAAUACUUCCCUGGAACAGGUGAUUUACGUGACAUUGGCGCCGGCAAAGGUAAAUACUACGCCGUGAACAUACCACUGCGCGACGGAAUGGAUGACGAAUCAUAUGAAUCCAUCUUCGUGCCCAUCAUCUCUAAAGUCAUGGAAACAUUCCAGCCGAGUGCCGUCGUGCUUCAAUGUGGCGCCGAUUCUCUUACAGGAGACAGGUUGGGUUGUUUCAAUCUAACAGUACGAGGCCACGGCCGCUGUGUAGAGCUCGUAAAGAGAUUCGGUUUACCAUUUUUGCUGGUUGGAGGAGGAGGCUACACAAUUCGAAAUGUUUCACGUUGCUGGACUUACGAGACAUCAGUAGCACUUGGUGUUGAAAUUGCAAAUGAGCUUCCAUACAAUGACUACUUCGAAUACUUUGGUCCGGACUUCAAACUGCAUAUAUCUCCAAGCAACAUGUCAAAUCAAAACACGUCAGAGUAUUUGGAGAAAAUAAAGAACAGGCUCUUUGAAAAUCUGAGAAUGUUACCUCAUGCACCAGGCGUUCAGGUACAAGCCAUUCCAGAAGACGCGGUUAAUGAUGAAUCUGAGGAUGAAGACAAAGUUGAUAAAGACGAAAGGCUGCCACAAAGUGAAAAAGACAAGCGCAUUACUGGUGACGGUGAGCUCUCAGAUUCUGAAGAUGAAGGAGAAGGUGGCCGUCGCGACAACAGGUCGUACCGGACGCCACAGCCGCGCAAGCGUCCGCGCCUAGACAAGGACGGGUCCACUAUCAAAGAUGAAAUCAAAACAGAAGACUCAAAGGAUGAUGUCAAAAACAUCAACAGUGUAGAAGAACCAAAGAAAGACAUGCCUCCAAUUCCCUGAUGUACGCGCUAAACACCGUCGUUGUUCAAGCACACUGUCAUGCAAUGUCAAGACACGUGCCACGAGACAAACACGGGUGUUUCAUGAUAACGAGCGCGUUGUACCCAGACAACGUUUAUAAUUCUUGAUGUAGUGCUCCAAAAAGAAUAUUAUAUAUUUUGAUACCAGACAAAAGCAGAAGAUUGCAAGUAGACGUUUCCGGAUCUCAAUUUUUUGUAACAGUUAGUUCCUCUCCAUUAUCCGAAUGGGAACCUGUCCAUAAAUGAGAGUAAUCAUUUUAUUACAGUGUGUGUCACAAAACAAUCCAGUUUUAAGAUCAAGGGCACUGUUAAUGGACUACAAUUUUUCAGACUAGUUAUGUGUAAUUUUAUCUUCUACACAAGUAGUAGCUUCAUCUAAAGUUAAGAUUUUUGUAUUUGAUAAAAAUGUAGUUAUAGUCCAUUUUAAAUUAAUGCGAUUGUCAAAGUAAUUUUGAGACAUAAGUUAUGAUUUUCUUACAAAUUCUCUAGCUAUAGUUAAAACACUGAACGAAAAGUGUUUGCAUUUCAAGUAUUUCUUUUUUGUUAUAGAUCUGCCCAAAGUGGUGUUUGACAUUUUACACGAUUACACGUGCCCCUGAUAUUCCAAAACUAUCAGGAACAGCUUGUUUGUAUUAAAAUGUCAAACACUUACAGUGGUUUGUCCUAGAAUGAGGGUUUUCAGUUCUUUUUCUGCCUCCAGAUGCACCUACGUAAGCGUCAGGUCCAAUCAGCUCCUAGAUAGCACCUAAAAAUCGUAGUCUUUCAUAUAAAUAUUUACUGCCAGAAGAUUGGCGAACAAAUAACGGCAUUGCGCUCAAAUAACGGCUUUCAUCUGCAAUUUUAUUUGCAUACAUGUGCAUUGCACGACUUUUAAGAGCGAAUAAUCCAAAAACAGGUGUUGGAACUGAAGCAAUAAUGCUGUCAUCUCAUGUAGAACUUUUCAGAAAAUCCUCAUUAUCUCGCUAGUUGUAAAUUAUUUUUAUUGAAAUGACAUUUGAAAUUAAUGCAGUUUUUACACUGAGUGUUCUUUUCAACAUUGUGAAAUUAUUCCACCCAUAAGACAUGUCUAGACCAGAGCCAAUUGAUUUGGAUUAGUUUCCUCCAGAUAAAAAUAGUAACUUUUCAUUAAUGUAUUUGGGCAUGUUAAAGUUUUUUAGGGAAUUUAUGAAUAACUUUUAUUUUUAUUAUAUAUCAAUAAUUAUAAAUUCUCUAUGAAACUGAAUCCUAUAAUUUAGGGAGUAACAACUAAGGUAUUUUUCAAUUGAAUCACAAUGGGAUACCAUAUUAUUACAUGUAAUUCUGUAAAUAGCAGUCCUCAUGUAGAUGUGGAAACUUAAAUGUAGAAGCUGCCUGAAAGAGAGGUUGAUGUGGCAGCUUUUACACAAUGCGAAUUUUUACUAUGUAUAAAAUAACCGUGUUUAGUUCAUUUGAAUUGGAAAAAUAUUUAACUCGCAACUCUGGUUUAAGUAUUGAGGGUGAUGAUGACGAAUAUUUUAUUAUUCGCAUAAGAUAGAAUAAGACUGUAAAUAUAUUUUUUAUUGUUCAAUAUAUCAAAAUGUGUCGAA
Helicoverpa zea (corn earworm) is the source of this 3180-nucleotide messenger RNA. It is a transcript of the gene HDAC1, whose product is annotated as histone deacetylase HDAC1. The record is from RefSeq and is a predicted model, not a curated record. The coding region runs from base 138 to 1595 and encodes 485 amino acids. Gene Ontology annotation, molecular function: histone deacetylase activity. NCBI's taxonomy places the organism in Eukaryota, Metazoa, Arthropoda, Insecta, Lepidoptera, Noctuidae. The transcript is spliced from 11 exons.